AUGCAGUGCGCUAGAAGGGAAGGAACUGCUCUUCCUGCGGCCACGGCAAUUGGAUGCGAACAGUGUGGCAGUGUGCCGGCCUUCUCUGGCUCUCGCACGACCACAUUUCACUCGUACAAGGUAUCUCACAAGAUCAAUGAGCCUGCUCAGAGCCAGACUACACAUCUCGAACCCAACCUUACCACUUUAACCUUACGCAAUGUGGCUUGGGAGUCGCUGUUCCGAAACCUGGCCAAAUUCAUAAUCACGAGGUGUAGGUACUGUGAUAGACGCUUUCGACGCGUUAUUGCUUGUCGAAGUACUCAACUACUUAUAAUCUUUUGUGCUCUUCUGGCUAGGUAACUGAGGGAGCAAACAUAUCAGAUGAGAGAUCAAGUCGCUUGUGAUCAUGGGUUAUUAAUAGCUGGGAAAUGCGAUUGGUGACAUAAGUGAAGCUGCUAAAUGAUUCACAUAAAGAAAUCCGAGUUCCCUAUCUUGACCAUUACUUCAACAUAGUAACCUGCCAGCUGUAUCAGAGGGGCCACUCCCUUAACUGCCGCCUUUGUCGGGUUCAAUAGCAAGAUCUACUCCAUGAGGUCUACAACCUCAGACCGUGUGCAUCCCGCGUGUCCGGACCGCCCCAGCCUUAAGCAGCAACUCUUCGCGGUCUUGACAUUCGGUCCGCAGAUCGCUUC
Messenger RNA from Colletotrichum destructivum, 674 nucleotides. RefSeq lists its product as uncharacterized. The transcript is spliced from 3 exons. Lineage: Eukaryota; Fungi; Ascomycota; Sordariomycetes; Glomerellales; Glomerellaceae. The record is from RefSeq and is a predicted model, not a curated record. The coding region runs from base 1 to 342 and encodes 113 amino acids.